Auanema sp. JU1783 is the source of this 3624-nucleotide messenger RNA. Lineage: Eukaryota; Metazoa; Nematoda; Chromadorea; Rhabditida; Rhabditidae. The record is from the annotation of a GenBank genome assembly.
AUGAACAGAAGUUUUGUUCCUGACUAUGAAACGGAAAACGAUGAGAAUCAAGUACCCAUUGAUUUGCAGGAUAUGAUGAUUGACAACGACGAGAACAGAAACACAAUGAUGGAUACUGAGAUGGACGAUAUAUACGAUCAUGAGCCAUGUUCCGUCGCCACAGACUAUGAAGGGGUAGAAGAUAUGGAAGAUGAUGUUCCGAGUAAUUGUUUAAAUGAAGUUUGUAUGGUUGAAUAUGCAAAUUCAGAUUCCAUCGAUGACGAGAGGGAGCAUAUUUUCGAUAAGCCACAUGCACAUUUCCCUGAGAAUGAGCAUAAAUAUCAGUCAGAGGGAAGAAUUUUCAUGGAAAUCGAUGCUUUCGAUGAUUUUGUUCGGGGGCCACCAGAAACACAACAAAGAUUAUCGAAGCCUGUAUAUGUUCGAGGACUGCCAUGGCGAAUUUUAGCACUUCCUAGGCUUGAGACUCCUAGAGAUCAAGCAAAAACUGCACGCCCCCAAAAGCAUUUGGGAUAUUUCUUACAAUGCAACGGAGACUCAGAAUCCACUGUGUGGAACUGUGUUGCUACUGCUCAUUUAUCAGUUUGUGUCCUGGGACAAGAUGGUACAGAUUACACAAGACGUAUUUCUCAUACAUUUUAUCCUAAAGAAAACGAUUGGGGAUUUUCGCAGUUUAUUCCUUGCGAUCUUUUAAAUGAAAAAAAUGGGUAUCUCAAGGAUAAUAAAGUCCGAUUGUCUUGCUUGAUUCAAGCGGACGCUCCACAUGGUGUUCAGUGGGAUAGUAAACGACAUUCGGGAUAUGUUGGUCUCAAAAAUCAGGGAGCCACCUGUUAUAUGAAUUCUAUUUUGCAAACAUUUUUUUUCUGUUCGAAGUUUAGAAAAGCUGUAUAUGAAAUGCCAACAUGUAAUGAUAGCGAUGAUAACAGCGUCGCAUUAGCUUUGCAGCGAGUUUUUUAUGAUUUACAACAUUCCGAUAGACCUGUUGGAACAAAGAAAUUGACGAAAUCAUUCGGAUGGGACUCAUUAGAUUCAUUCUUGCAGCAUGAUGCUCAAGAGCUUUGUAGAGUAUUGUUAGAUAACUUGGAGAACAAAAUGAAAGGAACAGCUGUUUCCGAUUUUAUUCCUCAAUUGUUUCGGGGAACCAUGAAGUCUUUCAUUAACUGUCUCAGUGUAAAUUUUGCUAGUGUGCGUGAGGAGCCAUUCUAUGACAUUUCCCUAAACGUGAAGGGAAAAUGCGAUAUUCUUGAGUCUUUCCGUGAGUACGUAGAAAUAGAGCGGUUGGAUGGAGAUAAUAAAUAUGACGCUGGUCCAAUGUAUGGACAUCAACCAGCUGAAAAAGGAGUUGUAUUUAUGCAACUUCCUCCUGUGCUGCAUUUACAUCUUAUGAGGUUCCAGUAUGAUCCUCAAUUAGAUGCCAAUGUGAAAAUAAACGACAGAUUCGAGUUCUAUGAUCGCCUGGACUUGAACGAAUUUGUUGACGACAAGGCGAAAAAAAUCGACAAUGUGUAUCACUUGCAUGCUGUUUUGGUACAUUCCGGAGAUUUCAAUGGUGGACAUUAUGUUGUCUUUAUAAAUACCAAUUUACGUUCUCCAAGAGAGAAAGCUUCUCCUAAGUGGUGUAAAUUUGAUGAUGAUGUUGUUUCUCCUGCAUCAAUCCGCGACGCAAUCAAUUCUAAUUAUGGAGGUGAAGACAUUGAGUCACCCGGACGUAGUUACACAAGCGCGUAUAUGCUUGUUUAUAUCAGAGAAGAUGUCAUUGAUACGACGCUUUUCGAUUUUACUGAUGCUGACAUUCCAAAGCCAAUUAGAAUCCGUUUCGAGAAUGAAAAAUCAGAAGAGAACAAGAGAAAGAAAGAAAAACUGGAAGCCCAUCUGUACAUGGAGAUAAUUGUCAUGCAUGAGAGCACCCUAUUACGACACCACGGAUUUGAUUUAUUGGAUAUUCGAAGUGUUGAAGACGACUUGCAGAGGGAGAAGGUUGAAAAGAAAAUGACUAUUAACGAACUUUACAAGUUUGUUGCUAAAAAGUGGGCACCUCAGUCUAAAAGUUGCGGAUAUUUCCAUGAUGGAUCCUACUCUUUUCCUGUAAUGCCUUUCCGCUUAUGGAGGUUUGAAGAAACCACUUGGAAAGAUGAAGUGAGCCCUGCAGGCUCGCUUCCGAGGUUCAGACCCAGUGUUCAUUUGAAUUAUGGUGCCGAUGGAUUAACCCGUACUCUUGAGCACGCCUUAGACGGAGAACGUAGUCUAUUAUUCAUUGAGGGACCUGAUGAAUUCCUUACUUCGUAUGAUGAUAAUCGAGAUAUGUUGGUGUUUGUAAAAUACUAUGAUGGAAAACUGAAAGAAUUGAUAACAUUAGGACAUCAAAUACUUUGUUACCGGCGGAGAUUGGAAGAAUAUUUCAAUCAUUUCCGAGGCAUGGCCCAUUUGUCCUUGAAAGAACCCAUAAGAGUUUAUGAGGAAAUUUCUCCUGAUCGUGUGAGACAGAUUGACACAGAUAUUCCCACGUGCGUAGAAAACUCGUUUUUGGAGAUAACUGAUGGAGGAGUUCUCAUUUUCGAAAGUAAACUGAAAACCUCCGGCGCAAACAAUGCGAAGCACUAUUUGGAAUCCAUUUACAACACAAUCGAAGUGGAUAUUCAAAUGAGUCCCGACAACUUCUUACCCGGUUCGCGACAAUUAGAAACAAGUAUAUUUUCCACUGUCGCUAUGACAUGGCCCUGCGACAAACUAGCGGCGUUUAUCGCUGACAGUAUUGGCCACAACAAAGACAGAAUCCUUUUGUGGAAACUUUCACCUUAUAACGAAAAACCUCAACAGUUUGUUACUGGAAACCAUCACAAGACUAUGACAGUUAAAGAGUUACUUGGAUUGCAAACUAAUCAAUCGCAUGAUCCGAGAAGAUCUAAGCGAUACAAAUUAGUUUACUCUAAAGUUCGUAUGAAUCCGCUUGAUAUGGACACCAGACGGCAGAUGAAGGUUCAAGUAAUGGACGAGAAGUUCAAUGUUGAAGAAAUGACAGUGUUCCCUGACAAAUCAGGUACUGUAGCUGACAUUUUGGACGAAGUUCAGCACGAGUUUCCGUUUGGCGAAAAUGGAUCUGGUAAAUUGAGACUAGUUUAUGUUGGACACAGUGCCCAUACUCUGCGUGUAUAUAAUAGAUUUGAAGAAAGUACACCCGUUGUUGAAGUUUUGCAAAAAUUAGUAAGUCCCGCGAUGUUUAUGGUUCGUGUGGAAGAAAUUCCAGAGGAUCAAAUGAUUGUACGUCCUAACGAAUAUCUCUUACCUGUUUCGCAUUUUGACAAAGAACCAGCUAGAAUGUUCGGCAUUCCUUUCCUUUUCAAGGUUUUCAAUGAUGAAUUAUUAACCACCGUGCAUGGAAGAUUACAAAAAUACUUAGGCAUUCCGGACAAGGAAUAUGAAAAAUAUAAAUUUGCUUUGAUUAGCAAUGGCAGAGUUAUACGUUAUCUGGACAUGGAGAAGGGUAACCGUGUUAAUUUAGCUGAACUUGGGCAUACACACUUAUUAAAUUCUGGAGCAAUGGCGCCGUUCUUAGGAAUCGAUCAUCCAAAUAAGAAACAUGUACGACCUAUGCAGAAUGCAGAGAAGGCGAUAGUGAUCCACAAUUGA